Molecule: messenger RNA, 892 nt
Organism: Leptosomus discolor (cuckoo roller)
Lineage: Eukaryota; Metazoa; Chordata; Aves; Leptosomiformes; Leptosomidae
Source: RefSeq, a predicted model, not a curated record
AUGCUUUCCCGGGCCAAGCCGGCCGUGGGGGGUACCCCGCCGCCGGGGGACAGGCGGAGGAAGAAAGGGAAGAAGGUGCCGCAGCUGGAAGAGCUCCUGGCCCUGAGGGACUUCACCGGCGCUAUCGCCUUGCUGGAGUUUAAACAGCACGUGGGUGAGCAGGAGGAGGAUGCUGACCUUUGGAUCGGGUACUCUGCCUUUCAUUUGGGUGACUACAAGAGAGCGCUGGAGGAAUAUGAGGCCUUAACCAACCAACCAACUUGCAAUCCAGAUGUUUGGGUGAACCUUGCCUGUACGUACUUCUUUCUGGGGAUGUAUACGCAAGCUGAACAAGCAGCCUUGAGAGCACCUAAGAGUCGUCUCCAGAACCGUUUACUCUUUCACCUGGCACAUAAGUUCAGUGAUGAGAAGAAACUGAUGAGCUCUCACCAGAAUCUGCAAGAUAUUACGGAAGAUCAGCUUAGCUUGGCAUCUAUCCACUACAUGCGGUCCCACUACCAAGAAGCUAUUGACAUCUACAAACGCAUUCUUCUUGAUAAUCGGGAAUACCUGGCUCUGAAUGUAUAUGUGGCCCUAUGCUAUUACAAACUGGAUUACUAUGAUGUGUCACAGGAAGUGCUAGCUGUUUAUCUUCAGCAAGUUCCUGACAGCACCAUUGCUCUUAACCUUAAGGCUUGUAACCAUUUCCGACUUUACAAUGGGAAAGCUGCUGAGGCAGAGCUCAAGAACUUGAUGGACAGUGCCUCAUCGUCUUUUGAGUUUGGCAAGGAGCUUAUAAAGCACAAUCUGGUGGUGUUCCGAGGAGGAGAAGGGGCUUUGCAGGUCCUGCCUCCUCUGGUUGAUGUUAUUCCUGAGGCAAGACUGAAUCUUGUGAUUUACUAUCUCCGGCAAG